Odobenus rosmarus divergens (Pacific walrus) is the source of this 2189-nucleotide messenger RNA. It is a transcript of the gene SPTY2D1, whose product is annotated as SPT2, Suppressor of Ty, domain containing 1 (S. cerevisiae). The transcript is spliced from 6 exons. Gene Ontology annotation, cellular component: nucleolus. Gene Ontology annotation, molecular function: DNA binding; histone binding. The coding region runs from base 10 to 2109 and encodes 699 amino acids. Gene Ontology annotation, biological process: nucleosome assembly; regulation of DNA-templated transcription. The record is from RefSeq and is a predicted model, not a curated record. Lineage: Eukaryota; Metazoa; Chordata; Mammalia; Carnivora; Odobenidae.
UCAGACAACAUGGAUUUCAGGGAAAUUCUCCUGAUAGCUUCCAAAGGACAGGGUGUCAACAACGUACCGAAAAGGUAUAGUUUGGCAGUGGGGCCUCCCAAAAAAGACCCGAAAGUUAAGGGUGUCCAAUCUGCAGCCGUUCAGGCUUUUCUCAGAAGAAAAGAAGAGGAGCUCAGGCAAAAAGCUUUAGAGGAGAAAAGGAGAAAAGAGGAACUAGUGAAAAAGCGAAUUGAGCUAAAACAUGACAAGAAAGCAAGAGCUAUGGCCAAAAGGACAAAGGAUAAUUUCCAUGGUUACAAUGGGAUUCCCGUUGAGGAAAAGUCAAAGAAGAGGCAGGCAGUGGAAAGCCACACUAGCCAGGGAACAGAACAAGAGUAUGAGAUGGAAGAAGAAGAUGAAUUCUUAGAAUACAAUCAAGCAGAGUCAGAGCAGGAGUAUGAGGAAGAGCAAGAACCUCCCAAAGUUGAAAGCAAACCAAAGGUCCCCCUUAGAAGUGCCCCACCACUCAUGAACUUCACUGAUCUACUCAGGCUGGCUGAGAAAAAGCAGUACGAACCAGUGGAGAUCAAGGUAGUGAAGAAAACAGAAGAGCGGCCCAUGACUGCAGAAGAACUUAGGGAGCGAGAAUUCCUUGAACGAAAGCAGAGGAAAAAGAGACCUGAGACAGAUGCAAGACUACCUCCAACCAAAAAGGCACCCUCUCAGAAAGAAAGUGUGGGCACAAAACUUAGCAAACAUCCUUCCAGGGGUAUUCCCCUUCCUCAUGCUGAGAAGAAAUCCAGACCCAGCACAGCCAAUGAGAAACAUUUAGGUGUGUCUUCAUCCAAAUCCAUGCCAGGAGAGAGGACCAAAGCAGGAUCUGUCAGUUGCUCUCAACCCUUACUUCGUGAGGGCCAUGACAGACCUGUCUUCAAUGGGGCUGGAAAGCCCCACUCCAGCACCUAUUCACCAAGUGUCCCAAAGACUUCUGCUAAGGGGACUCAGAAAUCUGCUACUGAGCACAAAGCCAAAAAAUCUCCUCCCCAUCCUAGCCAUUCCAGGCCUGGGUCCAUGGUUACCCCACACAAUAAAGCUAAGAAUCCAGGUGUCAGGCAGCUGGGCAACAGCAACAGCUCCAGCUUAGCUCCUGGACGGCCUGGCACAGGGACUGCUCGGCCUACAGUUAGUUCUGGCCCCGUGCCCAGGCGCCAGAACGGCAGCUCCAGCUUAGGACCUGAGCGAUCGGUCAGUGGGACCAAGAAGCCAGCCAGUGACUUCAGUCUCUCCGGACGGACACUCAGUGGUACAGGUGGCCCUGGGCACCCUGCAAGCAGCUCAAGUGGCCCUGGGCGACCCACCAGUGGCUCAGGUGGUUCUGCGAGAGCUCUGGGCGGCUCUGGUGGCCCUGGGCGGCCUGUGAGCAGUCCACAUGACCUUCGACGACAAGUGAGUGGCUCUGGCCCCUCUGGGCGGCCAGUCAAUGGCCCUGGGCGGCCAGUCAGUGGCCCUGGGCGACCAGUCAGUGGUCCUGGGCGGCCAGCCAGUGGCCCUGGGCAAUCAGUAAGUGGCUCAGUUCCAGCUGGACGGACUGUCAGUAGUUCAGGGCCCGGAAGACCAGUGAGCAGCUUGGGACCCGGGCGACCAGUUAGUAGCUCCAGUCUCCCCCUAAAGCCCAAGUGUACUGUUGUCUCAGAAACAAUUUCUUCCAAGAAUAUAAUUAGCCGAUCCAGCAAUGGACAGAUGAAUGGAAUGAAGCCUUCCUUAUCUGGCUACAGAUCUGCCCAAGUUCCUCAAAGGCCUCCCUUCCCUAGUGGUUACAAAAGGAAGCGAGAAUAUGAAGAGGAGGAAGAUGAUGAUGAAUAUGACUCUGAAAUGGAAGAUUUUAUUGAAGAUGAAGGAGAACCUCAGGAAGAAAUAUCCAAGCACAUUCGAGAAAUCUUUGGCUAUGACCGAAAAAAAUACAAAGAUGAAAGCGAUUAUGCCUUACGUUACAUGGAGAGUAGUUGGAAAGAGCAGCAGAAGGAAGAAGCAAAGAGUUUGAGACUAGGUAUGCAGGAGGACUUAGAGGAAAUGAGACGUGAAGAAGAAGAAAUGAAGCGUCGAAAGGCCAAGAAGCUGAAGAAGCGUUAGCUGCUGCUUUUAUUUAUUUUUGUGAAAUUCUGGAGACACUCUGCUGCAAGGAGGUCCUGCCUUCAGAAUGAAGAAGCCCC